ACACACGUAAUGCGGUAAUGUAUUAGUGAAGAGGAUUAUCGCGUUCUGGUCGAUGUACUCUUUUAUUUUCUUUUGUUUGACAGUGGUUAGCCUUGAGGCCACUAGUCGUCUUACAUCGGCUCAGUGUAAUUGAGUGUACGAGGGAAUCUCAGAGCAUCUCUCAAGUUCAAAUCUCAUUUAUGUUGUCGCUGGAAGUGUGAUAGCGUUAUUCUUUUUCCUCGAGGCAGUGUUACUGAAAUACUAAUUUGUAGGUAAUGCAAGAAGGAAGAUUAGUGUCAGAACGCAGUUUGUUAAUGCACAAACAGUUAUCUGCUAAUGCUUUAGACAAUAUGACAUAAUGGCUGUUCUUUUUGAGAUAUACCGAUUCGAUUUGAUUUAACGUUCCGAUAACAAAGAUGAAGUACUUACUCGUCAGUGCUGUGCUUUUUAUAUAUUAUUACAUGAUAUUGGGUCAGGAUAUAGCAUUCCCAAUCGAUGAGGACAUAUCCCACGUCAGCGGUGGUAACUCCACGGUAAUAACAGAACGUAUAGCCGUAUCGAUACCAGAUAGUUGUCCGAAAGAUAUGCUUCUCUAUCCGGGCCACAGUGCAAAGGAUGCUUGGGUGUGCGACUGUAGAGCCCGGUUCUUGUAUUUCCCAUUGAAUGAUUCUUGUUACGAAGCAUACAGACAAGGUCCUUGUCCACCAAACAAUUACGUCGUUCUCCCUGAGAACGAGGCUGUGCCCCGUUGCGUGGAAAAUCCUUGCUUAGAGGAUGGUGUAGUGCAGUACAAUGGUACAUGUUAUCCUCUUAGGACAAGAGGUGGUCCUUGUGCACCAAAUGGUGUGAUAGGCGUGAACGAGACCACUUUCCAAUUAGAAUGUGUGCCAACAGACAUUGCACCCUUCGUAAUAAUCGAUGUUCCUAGAAGAACGUGUCCUCCAGGCAGCCGUAGAAGCACACUUGGAGUAUGCAAGAAAAUUUAGGAUAAGAAGUGGCACAUCAAGACAAGCUGCAUCAGGAUAAUCAUGAUAUAUUAUUGUCCAUGUAAUAAUAAUUUGUAGACAUGCUUUUAAAAUAAUAUUGAAUAACAAUGCUCAAUAAUAGGCUCACGAGAUGUAAGAAUAACUAACAAGAAAUUCUUUCACUAUAAUAUAAUAAAACUCACUACAAUCU
Ooceraea biroi (clonal raider ant) is the source of this 1155-nucleotide messenger RNA. RefSeq lists its product as uncharacterized. The record is from RefSeq and is a predicted model, not a curated record. NCBI's taxonomy places the organism in Eukaryota, Metazoa, Arthropoda, Insecta, Hymenoptera, Formicidae.